Molecule: messenger RNA, 519 nt
Organism: Saccoglossus kowalevskii
Lineage: Eukaryota; Metazoa; Hemichordata; Enteropneusta; Harrimaniidae
Molecular function (GO): protein binding
Source: RefSeq, a predicted model, not a curated record
AUGUCAAUGUUACUUGACCUGACUAAGGUAAGUAACAUUUACAUCACUACUAGAAUCAUUAAUACAGACGAUCCAAUAAAUAUCAAUGUUACUGGACCGGACUUAGUUAAAAGAAAAUGCGCCUUUUCAGCGGCAAGAUCUACUGUCAUGCUGGGAUCACUGGAAUCCCAAGUGAUAACAUACGACAAGUUGAUGGCCAACAAAGGAAAGUCGUUUGACAGAAAUACUGGAAUAUUCACCGCCCAAACUCCUGGCAUCUAUUAUUUCUCCUUCAACGUGAGAUCAUACGACGGGAAACAUAUAGGAAUUACAUUGAUGAAGAACGAGGAAACGACGACUGCCAUAGCGACCGACGCCGGAGAUAGGAAGGUGGCACAGUCGCAAAGUAUAAUGCUUCAACUUGAAGUAGGAGAUAGAGUAUGGCUUCAACUUGGUCCUCAUAAGGAAUAUGCUAUCUACAGCAACAGUUUCAACUACGUCACCUUUAAUGGAUUUCUCAUUUAUGCUAACUUCAGAUAA